AUGUCCGUCUCUGCAGAAUUAGCCAGGGUCCGUCUCGAACCCAGGCGUGAUCAAGAUGACAGAUCAGAUACGAGCAGUAUCGCUGAAAGUGAAGAUGAGAGUGCGCCAUCAGCGGAUGAUAACGAAGGAGAUUACGAUGUUGAUGCUAUCAAGUGGGCUAGGUACAAGACUCGAGACGAUGCGGGCACGCGAUGGUAUUACGGCGUUAUAUGGAAUGGUUAUCUGAAGACUGGGUCUGAGACUGAAGAGCCUAUCAGCUCAUUUACCGUCACACCAGGUCAACCAAAUCUUAUACGAGAGUUCUGGCAAGCCAUCGGUAAAACGACUGGGCGUGGAAGACGUGAACCGGAAGGUCAGAUGAAUGAGAUUUACGAGACUCCGCCUGCAACUCUGAAGAAAUGGUUCCACAACAACAAAACCAGGAAGAACGGUCUCAAGUAUGAGAGGAGUUACGAGACGUACAAGCGUCGAAGAGCCAAGGAAUUGAAAAGGGAACAACUGGAGAAAGAGGGUAGAGAGAUACCCAGCGACCUGUGGACUAAAAAGGCGGACUCAGAUUACUACCUCUUCAAGAGACAGUUGAGAGCCAAACGUCGUCAACAGCGGGCUACUGGAGCGGUCAAUGGCAAUCGACCUACCACCUCUGCUCGUAAUUCUCGCUCCAUCACUCCUGCAACCUCGCGAGCCUCGACCACUCGUCCGCCAACGGCUCCUUCCCAUGCUACUGCUACUUCUACUGCUCCUGCCCCUGCUCCUCCAGCUACCAAUUCCUCCGGUAACGCCGUCGUAUCUCUUGGCUCACCAGCAUCGGAAUUUGGAUCUGAGUUUAACUCUGAUCGCGAAGGCGUCGAGGAGGAAUUACGAGCUGAGUCCUCAAACGACGAUGAUCGACCUCCUCAAAUUUCAUCGUCAGAAAGAAAAGCACCUACCAAGUCUCCAGUAGCCAGUACUUCCACUUCGCAAGCCAACCAUCAAGUGAAGAAAGCAAGGACGGAAGAAACAACUGGUCGACUUGCCAAGGUUGGCAAGAUUGCCAAACGAGUGUUAUCCCCUCCUCCAUCUGCUUCUGAGGUCACCUUCGGCGCUUUGCAAGAUGGUAUAUUCGAGUUGAACCCUACUGCUUCCACUUCUUCAUCUGGACCUUCCUCCUCAAAUGCUCCUGUCUCGGCUGUCCCAGCACCAAUGCCUACUAUUCAAGCUACUUCGGCUGGCGACUCGGCUGCUCCGACAGCAAGAAGCAUCAACAAUUCAGCUUCGACCUCAACUGCACCUACUGCACCACCCCAGCAACCCAUGAGCGCUAUAAAGGCUACAAUGCUGCGAAUUGAGGCUGAAAGAGCUGAAGCAGCAAGGAAAGCGUCUAUGACCGCCUCGACCGCUCAAGCCGGAUCUUCCAGUCGUCCACAGGACAAACCUUUUUCGCCGACUACCGAUCAACCCUCUGUUUUCGCACAGAACAUGCCUCCCCUCGCAUCAGUCGAUCCAUGCGCGCCUGCGCCCAAGCCGGCUACAUUGCCACUCAAACCGAUUACACCAUUGGCAAAUUCGUCUGGUCCGGUUCCCAGUUUCAAUCCCGCACCCGUUGCCGGAUCUUCCUCCAAAGCUCGUCUACCUUUGCCCGAUAAACCCAAGUACGUCCAACCGAAGAAGAUUCAGGUGAUAGACGACGUAGUCGAUCCUCGAGCUGGCCGUAAGGCGAAAUCGAACGUCGAUGAUGGAGGUAGACAUCGACCACCUCCCCUGAACAACACUGUGCCUCAACAUUCUUCUGCUUUCGUGCCUCGUACAGCUAAUCAGAACCAGCAGAAUGCCAACAAUCAAAACCAUUCCGUGAAUGGUGCCAGUGUCAGAUCACCAAUUGUCGAUCAUUCGCCCACGCUUCCUACUGGCCCCGCGGCAAUGCAAUUACCUGCUGAUCCAAGAAGAAGAGCAACUCAACCAACCUCGAACAUCACUCAAAGCGCUCUCCCCACCCCCGCGACAACACCCAUACAAGGUACUAAAGACUCAGUACCUAUAAACUUCCCCCUCAAUCCCAUUGAUGGACAAGGUGGCUUAGUUACGUUCUCGCCUCAAUUGAUUUUACGUUCGCCCGGUAAAUUCGUUAACGUUAUGAAAUUCUGCAUGACAAAUUCUCACUGGGCGGCAUACCUCACACCUGCAGCCAUGGAGUUCAUCAACAGUGGUUGGUCGAACCGCCAAUUGUGUCCAGAUGCAACUCAAGCUUUCUCGGUUCUCGUCCAGUUCCUCCCCCUCGAUAACCAACUACGUGACCUUGCCGGAGCAGGUAUCACGUCAGGUGGUGGAUUGAGCAUCAGCUGCUGCCCGCCCAACCCUUACCAAGCUGACGACUGUAUCAAAUGGAAGACCUGGCUACACGAUGUAUGCGCAAAUACCGAUUAUCAAGAACUUGUCACACUGUGUGAGCAAUACAAUCGCAAACUCGGUCCGACUUUCCCAUUGAUCAUCAAAGAAGCAGAUUUGGGCAAGAUCGAGCUAUUGCAAAUUGACGAUAUGAAAAAUCUCAGAGCUCGACACCUUACGGAUCAUACACGAUUCGUCUAUGUCACCCCUGAAAGGAAACCCACUCCAACGGAAGCAGUUGAGUAUAUAUCAGUCGACGAUUUCAUCAAUCUCUUAGCAAGUGGAGAUUAA
This is a messenger RNA of Kwoniella botswanensis, 2655 nucleotides long. RefSeq lists its product as uncharacterized. The transcript has 11 exons. The coding region runs from base 1 to 2655 and encodes 884 amino acids. The record is from RefSeq and is a predicted model, not a curated record. Lineage: Eukaryota; Fungi; Basidiomycota; Tremellomycetes; Tremellales; Cryptococcaceae.